This is a messenger RNA of Arachis stenosperma, 2182 nucleotides long. Its product is annotated as UDP-glycosyltransferase 83A1-like. The coding region runs from base 764 to 2125 and encodes 453 amino acids. NCBI's taxonomy places the organism in Eukaryota, Viridiplantae, Streptophyta, Magnoliopsida, Fabales, Fabaceae. The record is from RefSeq and is a predicted model, not a curated record. The transcript has 2 exons. Gene Ontology annotation, molecular function: UDP-glycosyltransferase activity.
GUUGCCUGGAGUCCUCCCUGGUCUCCUGGACCCUGGCUCUUAACCUUCGCCUUUCAUUCUCUCAAGUCUCAGUCUCAGUCCUCACCUCUCCCCCUCGUCUUCGCAGUUGGAUCUCACCCUCUCAACCCCCAUUUUCCCUUGCCGCCCUCGCCCUCGGCUCUGUCUCCUCCCUUCGCCGUCGUCAGUGUUGCUGUCCUGCCUCCCCACCUCGUCGCCUGGCCUCCUCCGUUUCAUUCGCUGAACUACCAGAUCUGCCUCGGAUCAGCUCCUUGCUCAUUUUUGCUUUAAAAAAAAGCAAUAAAAAUUUAAGAACCGGCCGGUUCACCGGUCCUCGCCAGGUUUUUGAAUUCAAAUCCGAUUUUCAUUUCAGGCGGUUUUUCUAUCUAACCGAACCGGUUGUUUUAACAAUAUUCCUCUCCUAGUCCUUGGUAUCUUAUUAUUUUUUUCUGUUACGUAUUGGUAUCUCAUUUGCGUCACAUAUCUUAUACUCCGUAUAAAUAUCAUAUUUUUAAUUUCUUAAGUCCUUCAUUAAUUAAAUUUUAGAUGAUUUUGUGGAAGAAUAUCUCUAGUACCCAGAUUAUGUAUUUUGAUCAAUAGUCAAUCAUGAAAGCUAUGUUGGUACUUUCUGACUUUGUCUUGUAAGUUACAACAAGCCAAUCACCUCAAUAAUUAUAGUUGUUUAAUCCAAACCUUUCUAUUUAAGUAGAUAUGUAGAUACUUCAUUCCCUUAACCAACAAAUACUAUUUUACAUAAAUUAUAAACAUGAUCCUCAAGCAUGUUCUAGUUCUUCCAUUUCCAGCACAAGGGCAUGUGAACCCUCUAAUGCACUUGUCUCACAAACUAGCACAACAUGGCUGCAAAGUUACUUUUGUCAACACUGAGUUCAACCAUAAGAGAGUGGUGAGUGCAAUGAAUGGGAAGGUUAGUCUUGAAGGGUCAAAAGUGGAACUAAUCUCAAUCCCUGAUGGUUUAGGACCUGAAGAAGAUAGAAAUGACUUGGUUGGUUUAGCUUUGUCAAUGAUGAGAACCAUGCCUUUUGCUCUUGAGAAGGUUAUAAGGGACAUUAAUUCUCUUGAUGGUGGAAGGAAGAGACUCACUUGCAUAAUUGUUGAUACUAGUAUGGCAUGGGCCUUGGAAGUUGUACAGAAGCUAGGAAUCAAAGGGGCUCUCUUCAUCCCUUUGUCAGCAGCUAUUAUUGCCAUGGAAGAUAACAUGCAAAAGCUCAUUGAGGAUGGAAUUAUUGAUAGUGAUGGAUUCCCUAUCAGGAAAGGGAAAUUUCAGGUAUCUCCAGAAAUGCAUACUAUGGACACAGCUUAUUUGCCCUGGUGCUGCAUAGGUGACCCAAUCACACAAAAGAAUUUGUAUCAUUACAUUGUAAAGUUGGCACAAUGUUCACAUUUAACAAAUUGGUGGCUCUCUAACACAACUUAUGAACUUGAACAUGGAGCCUUAUCAGUUUGCCCAAAAAUCCUACCAAUAGGGCCAUUGAUUGAGAGUGCUAAGUACAGAUCAAUGGGGCAAUUCUGGGAGGAAGACCUCUCUUGUUUGAAUUGGCUCAACCAACAACCACCUUGUUCUGUUAUUUAUGUCGCCUUCGGUAGCUUGGCGAUUUUCGACCCUUGUCAACUCAAGGAACUGGCCCUUGGACUAGAACUUGCCAAUAAGCCUUUUCUUUGGGUUGUACGUGAAGAUUCCAACAGCAUUAACAAACUUGCAUGCAUUGAAGAAUUUCAAGGUACAAGAGCUAAGAUUAUUAAAUGGGCACCCCAAAACUCGGUGUUAAGCCACCCUGCCGUAGCUUGUUUCAUUAGCCACUGUGGUUGGAACUCUGUUAUGGAAGGUGUGUCUAAUGGAGUACCUUUCUUGUGCUGGCCGUAUUUUGCUGACCAGCUUCAUAACAAGGCAUACAUAUGUGAUGUUUGGAAGGUGGGGUUGGGUUUUGAAUUUGAUGAAAAAGGGAUCAUAUCACGUUGGGAAAUAAAGAAGAAAGUGGAUCAACUCCUUGGAGAUCAAAACAUAAGGGUAAGAUCUAAGAAAAUGAAGGAGAAGGUAAUGAAUAGCAUUGUAGAAGGAGGGAAGUCCUCUGAGAACUUCAACAAGUUUAUGGACUGGCUCAAAGAAUAGGCCAUUUUAAUUUCUUGCAGUGUGCAUGUUUCUCAACUUGUAUAAACUUUUACACAC